Messenger RNA from Anopheles coustani, 4038 nucleotides. RefSeq lists its product as uncharacterized. Gene Ontology annotation, molecular function: DNA helicase activity. Gene Ontology annotation, biological process: telomere maintenance; DNA repair. The transcript is spliced from 3 exons. Lineage: Eukaryota; Metazoa; Arthropoda; Insecta; Diptera; Culicidae. The coding region runs from base 1 to 4038 and encodes 1345 amino acids. The record is from RefSeq and is a predicted model, not a curated record.
AUGGGGGCAUCGAUGCGUCCAGCGGAUCGUGUGCGACAGGACCAAGAAGUCGCUGGCCAGUUCGGGGUAUAUAACUACCGAAUUCAGGGCGCACUUUGUCAUCGCAUCGGUACACUUGGCCAUCGUUCGGAGCAAGCGCCGAGGUACGCGCAGCUCUAUUUUUACGACUCUAACAGCGUGGAACAUAGUGAUCGAAUGGUGGACGCGCGUCUGGCAUACACUCCGAACCUGGAUCGAGCAAUAGUCCAACGCAUCCAAAACAUCCUGCAAGCAUGCAACCCGCUUGCCGCCCAGUUUCGCCAUGCAUUCGAGCGGAUAUGCGGAUCGGAGAAUUUGAUGCUGCGCAUACACGCACGAUUGCCUGGGCUUGACCAGCGCCGCUACAACCAGCCUACCGUAGACGAGGUCGCUGGUAUUUUUCUCUGCUCCGAGCAAGGUAAUCCACGUGAUGUUAUGCUGCAAGAUCGUGACUCCGGAUAUCUCAACCGGGUAUACGAGACGCAUCAGCUGUUCGACGCCAUGCAGUAUCCGCUCCUGCAUCCACACGGCGAAGUUGGAUGGACGUUUGGCAUACCAAAACAGCCAAGACGCGACGUACGCGCUGCACGACGGACCCAGCGUGACGGCCACAACGCGGAUGACGGUGACCAGAACGGUGAAAAUCGCGAAGAUAUCCGGGCAUCAUCGAGGCAAGUUUCUCCCCGCGAAUAUGCCGCGUAUCGGCUGUGUUUUCGGCGAGAGGAUAUGUCCCUCAUUCACCGUGGCGGCCGGCUUAUGCAGCAAUACUGCGUGGACCAAUGUUGUAAGAUCGAGGAGCAGCGCUUGAAGUUCCAGCGAGAAAAUCAGGCGCAGCUACGUGCCGAUGCCUACGGUGGGCUAAUGGAUUUGGCCGGCCCAGUCACCGUACAGCCAGGACAGGAACCACGCACACUGGAUCAGAUAGGUACGCGUAUUAUCCUAUCUCCCACGUUCCCCGGCGGCGACCGAUACAUGCGCGCUCAGUAUCAGGACGCAAAGGCCAUCGUACGGGCGAUCGGAAAACCCGACCUCUUUAUCACGAUCACGUUUAUUUCCCUGCUGGAGGACCUGUCGGCCGGAGUGCUUGGCCUCGAAAUAGCGCGAAUCCACGUGGUAGAGUACCAGAAGCGUGGUCUUCCGCACGCACACUGCCUGGUGAUUCUUGCUGAAGCCGACAAGCCACGGUCAGCGGCGGACUACGACAGACUGGUGUCGGCCGAAAUUCCGGAUCCUGCCAACGAAGAGCUCCACGAAACCAUCUGCAAGUCGAUGAUGCACGGACCAUGCGGUAGCUGGAAUCCGGCUGCUCCUUGCAUGAAAGAUGGUGUGUGCUCGAAACGGUUUCCCAAGUCGUUUUGCGAUGAAACGCGGCAAACGGAGGACGGGUAUCCGAUGUACCGACGGCGAAACAAUGGCCGGACCGUUGUCGUCAAAAACGUCGCGCUGGACAACCGCCACGUAGUGCCGUACAACCCGUGGCUGUCGCAUAAAUAUAAUUGCCACAUAAACGUAGAGGUGUGCGCGACCAUCAGCAGCGUGAAGUACCUUUAUAAGUACGUGUAUAAAGGACACGACCGGGUCGCCGUUUCUACUACCGAGCCAGUGGACGAGAUACAGCAGUAUGUCGACAAGCGGUACAUUUCCGCGUCGCAGGCUGUCUCGACGAUCUUCGGGUUCGAGGUUCAGGCCAAAACGGUGACCGUCGUUCAGCUUCCAAUACACCUCGAGAACAGGCAAAGCGUGGUAUUUCGCGACACCGAAACCGUGGAUGAGGUGCUCGAGCGCGGCCACCAUACUAUGCUGACACGGUUUUUCCAGCUAGCGGCCAACGAUUCUCAGGCGCGCAGGCUGACGUAUCAAGACAUCCCGGCCUACUACCGAUACGCAAAACCGUCAGCUACACAGCGGCUGUCGUGGCACGAAGGCACGGGCAAACAGUGGAUCCGCCGUAUCCAACAGAACGGUAUCGUUGUUGGUCGAAUGGUCUACUGCCCCAUCUCGGAUAUGGAACGUUACUGUCUGCGAUUGCUGCUCUGCUACCGUAACGGUCCGACUUCCUUCGAAGAUUUGCGCACUGUAAGCAGUUCCGUGUGUGGUUCCUUCCAGGAGGCAGCCGCCAGGUCCGGGCUGCUGCAUGAUGAAUCGGAGUGGGAUCGGUCGCUCCAGGAAGCGGUAUCAUUCCAGAUGCCAUCCCAGCUGCGUCACCUGUUUGCCCUGAUAUUAUCGGAGGGUAAGCCGCUAAACCCUCACAGCCUGUGGGAAGCAUACGCCGAUCAUCUGUGCGAGGACUACCAUCGGCAACAUCGAGAGCGCUACACGGUGGACGAUUCCGAGCAAAAUCGCCUUUUGCGUGCGGCGGAACACUUCUGGGCUUUGCGGUCGAUUGACCAGUAUCUACGUGGGACGACGCCGCCGAAGACUCUGGAAACGUUUCCCAGUAUGCCACAGCUGGCUCAGUUUUCCCACCUUCCGGCCGAGUUGCUGCAGUUCGACCGAGCGACCAACGCGAACGUUUUAAUCGAUGCAGAACGCUCUUACAACAUCACGGAGUUGGAUAGAACGCUUCGUAACGUGGACCGGUUGAAUGCAGAACAGCGUGCGGUGUACAACACCAUCACUGAAGCGGUUGAUCGGAGCAGUCAAACGGAGCAGACCGGAGAACGUGCGGCAGACGAGGAAAGUGGAAGCCUAUACUUCCUGGAUGGACCCGGUGGCACUGGGAAGUCGUUUCUGCUCGAGACCAUCCUGGCUUACACCCGACGUCAGACGAAGAUUGCUCUCGCAUCAGCCUCCAGUGGAAUCGCCGCAUUGCUUCUCACUGGUGGGAAAACAGUGCACUCGACCUUCAAGCUUCCUCUAAUUUUGGACGAAAAUUCCCAUUGCAACAUACCCGCCCAGUCGCAGCUGGCUGACCUAAUGCGACAGGCGACUCUGAUCGUGUGGGACGAAGCGUCCAUGAGCAGCCGGUAUGCGCUCGAGGCCGUGGACCGCACGCUCCAGGACAUCGUUGGAGUACGUCGUCCAUUCGGAGGGAAAGUUAUGUUGCUGUGUGGGGAUUUUCGCCAAAUCCUACCGAUCGUGCCAAGAGGAACGGAUGCGCAAGUGGUGCAGCACUGCAUCAAACGGAGUCCGCUAUGGUACCUCUUCCGUGUGUUGCGGUUGCGGGUGAACAUGCGCGUCCAAACGGCUCCGAACGCACGGGAUUCAGAUGAUAUUCAGGAGUUUGCCGAUUUUCUGCUUCGCAUCGGAGAGGGUCGGCAUCAAACGCUUCCGGGAUUGGACGCCACCUUCGCCAAGCUGCCACGUGACAUGAUGCAGCCCCGAACAGGCAAUCAGCAGAGCGACGUUCUAUCGCUGAUCGAUCACGUCUACCCAGAUCUUGGUCGGCAAUAUCAGCACUCCGGAUUUUUUACCGACCGAGCUAUCCUGUCACCGCGGAACGUCGACGUGACCGCAAUCAACAAUAGCGUGUUGGAAGGGAUAACGGAACCGGAAGAAGUGUAUCUGUCUGUCGAUACAUUAGUCAAUAGCGAGGAACAAGAUACGCUAAUGCUGCCGACCGAAUUUCUAAACUCGCUGAAUAUGAGCGGCAUUCCGGUGCAUAGGUUACGGUUGAAGCGGUAUACGCCGGUACUACUUCUCCGUAAUCUCAACACCGAGCGUGGAUUGUGCAACGGAACGCGGCUGCAGAUCGUGUCACUUAGACCGCACUGCCUACAUGCACGGAUUCUGACGGGCAAGCGGCAGGGUGAAGACGUAUUGUUGCCCCGUAUCUUCUGCGACAGCAAUGAUGCGACCUUGCCGUUUCAGAUCCGCCGUAAGCAAUUUCCGGUGCAAGUGUGCUUCGCGAUGACAAUCUACAAGGCACAAGGUCAGUCGCUUCACCACCUCGGACUUUACCUGCCCACCGAAGCACGAAAGUGCAAGGAGGGCACGUCAAGUGCAGAGGAGAAGGAGAGCACGCAAGUGCAGAAAGAGGGCGAGAAAUCGCAGAACGAGUCAGCACGCCAAGUGCAGUAA